AUGAAACGUCACCAUCCCCGCCCUUCACUCACACUAGAACGCGGUCUCACACUUCUAUCACACCUCAGACCACCAUCCCGCGGUCCUCCUUCUGCUACUUCAUCUCUAAACUCAGCACCUCCCUCUCCAGCUAUACCUAGGUCUCCAUCUCCUUUCCCAGCUUGGGACAUGUCACCCAAGAGGGGUGGGGGGAGUCCGAGGUGGAGCCCCACUUGGGGAAAGGGGGCGGGAGGGAGUCCGUUACUUCCCUUGGGGGGGCAUACACCCCCACGACGGGGCCGAAUACGCUGGCCAAUCCUGCUCAUCCUCAUCCUCGCCCUUCUCAUCCUCCUCUACCUCUUCAUCUACUUCUACUUCUACCCGACACCCCAACCCCUGCUCCUCCAACAACCCCACCCCUCCCUCUCCCUCCCCGACUUCCCCCCCACACCCUGGCCUCCCUCCCGUCCCCCCACAGAACGCUACCUAACCUACCUCCCCCAUUCCGGACUGCACAACCAGCUCAUAGAACUCCAAAAUGCGCUGCUACUCGCUUCCCUCCUCGGGCGCACCCUCUUGCUCCCUAUGGUCAGGGUUGGCAGGGCGCAGGCGUGGCGUAAGCCGGGGGUGCUGGAACGGGAACUUGGAUGUGGGUUUAUGUCAUUUUCGCCCGAGUCGGAGUUGGAGGGAGAGGAAGGGUGCCAACAAGAGACGGACCACGCCUACCUGCCCCUUCCCUCCCUCUUCCAUCUCCCCCCAUCAAUCCCCUCUCUCCCGCUCCCGCCCCCCUGCCCCUCCCUCCCCAUCUCCGCGCACUCAACCUCACCCCCUCCAACACCUACACCCUCCCUCCCCCCACCCGUACCACACAAAGUUCUUCGAGUCCUCGGCCCUGGACCGCCCGCUAGGUCGGUACCGUGCGCGUUAGGCUCCCUCUUCGGGAGCUCGAGGAUCAAGCUUUCCUCCGCUGGUGCCAAACGCCUCAGGGGGGAAAUAAAAUCCCAGACAACGUUCUCCCACCCAGUACUGCUCCGUACCGCCGACAGUAUCGUCCGCGCUCUGGGGGGCAGGGAUAGCUACAUCGCGGCGCAUCUUAGGCUGGGAGAUGGAGCGUUUGAGAGGGAAGCGAGGGAGAGGGCGAGAGAGCUCUGGUGGGCGGUUGUCCGUUCCCUUGGGGUGGGGGAGGGGCUUGCGAGGGAGGUGGAGCGCUGGGCACAUGCGGAGCAUGCAGGGGGGAACAGUUCUUUCCCCUUCUCCCCUCUCCCUCUGGAUUCGGAUUCGGACCUAGGGCCGCCACCAAAAGAGCACCCAGACCUAACAGCAGCCCGUCACCCCCACCCCCCUCUCCCCUCCUUCCCCCUCCCUCCCCCUCCUCCUCCUCCCCCCCUGUCGUGCCCUCGCCCACUCCAUACCCACCCGGAGCUGCAACCGCUCAACGUACCCCUUUUCCUGGCUACCACGGACCCUGGGAGGGAAGUGGAGGUGUUGGGGAGGACGUUCCCUUGUUUGUUUGGGCUUUGGAGCGGGGGGAUGGGAGGUUUGGAAGGGGGUUUGUUGGAUGAUGUACGGGGGUUGACGGUUGAUCUUCCUGAGCCGGAAGCGGAAGCGGGACGUACCGACCCCACCUCACCACAAGUACAAACGCAAACGCUAACACGGACACGGACACUCCAAGUCGGCCCCUUCCUCACCGGGAUCAUCGACGCCCUCGUCCUCUCCCAAGCACACUGGGUCAGGGGCACAAGAGGAAGCACUUUCUCCGGCUGGGUGGAGGAUGUGGGAUGGAGAGUCGUUAGGGGGUGGGAGGUCGUUUUGAGGGGUUGAAUGAGUUUGGG
This is a messenger RNA of Dacryopinax primogenitus, 1814 nucleotides long. RefSeq lists its product as uncharacterized. Bases 1 to 1803 code for a protein of 600 amino acids. The transcript is spliced from 2 exons. The record is from RefSeq and is a predicted model, not a curated record. NCBI's taxonomy places the organism in Eukaryota, Fungi, Basidiomycota, Dacrymycetes, Dacrymycetales, Dacrymycetaceae.